GGGAGUUUGGGUAACUAAAGUGCUAUAUUUCAAGACGGUUUGUGCACGGGAAUCAGCGAAGCACUUUACAGGAGCCGUGUGAGAUGAGGGCAGAUAAAGCGAGUCGAGGGAAUAUUUAUUUUUUUUUAACUGUAACGCCUUUGUCAUAUUAGCUGGUACCAGCUGUCAUCAGAUUUUAUAAAUACCAGCUAGCCAGAAGACCAGAGUCUUUCAUUCAGAAACAGACUGGAUUAUCACUCAGAUCCGCAAAUGAGUUGGAUUACCAUGUGUUGGUCUGCGCUCCUACAAAGCGUUACAACAACUGUGUAAAGGCUGAUUCCUCUUGAAGAGUGCUGAAGCCAUAGCCAUGCCUCUGUCAGACUUUCUGGACGGCCUGAAGGACAACCCCUACUUCGGGGCUGGCUUUGGACUGGUUGGGAUUGGGACAGCGUUGGCAGUGGCCAGAAAAGGUGCCCAGGUGGGGAUGAUCUUCUUCCAGAGGCACUAUAUGAUCACUCUGGAGGUCCCCAGCAGGGACAAGAGCUACCACUGGCUGCUGAGCUGGAUCACCAAGCACGCCAAACACACUCAGCACCUCAGCGUGGAGACCUCCUACCUGGCACACGAGAGUGGACGGGUUCACACGCAGUUCGACUUCCACCCGAGUCCUGGGAACCACAUUAUCUGGUAUGGGAGAAAGUGGAUUAGGGUGGAGAGGACGAGAGAGAAGCAGAUGGUGGACCUGCACACUGGAACCCCAUGGGAGUCUGUCACUUUCACCGCUUUAGGCAGAAACAGACAAAUCUUCUUUAAUAUCUUACAAGAAGCAAGAGAAUUGGCCUUGAAGCAGGAAGAAGGAAGGACGGUGAUGUACACAGCCAUGGGCGGAGAAUGGAGGCCCUUUGGGUUUCCACGGCGACGCAGACCCCUCAGCUCGGUGGUGCUGGAGGCGGGUGUGGCUGAAAGGAUCGUAGAUGACGUGAAGGACUUCAUCGGAAACCCAAAGUGGUACACAGAUCGGGGCAUUCCCUACAGGAGAGGAUAUCUGUUGUAUGGUCCCCCGGGAUGUGGAAAGAGUAGCUUUAUCACGGCAUUGGCAGGCGAGCUGGGCUACAGCAUCUGUCUGAUGAGUCUGAGUGACCGAACGCUCUCAGAUGACCGUCUGAACCACCUCCUGAGCGUGGCGCCGCAGCAAAGCAUCAUUCUGUUGGAGGACGUAGACGCAGCCUUCGUCAGCCGAGACCUGCUUCCCACUGAGAACCCUCUGGCCUACCAGGGAAUGGGAAGACUGACCUUCAGUGGACUUCUCAACUCUCUUGAUGGAGUUGCUUCUUCUGAGGCCAGAAUAGUUUUUAUGACCACAAACUUCAUAGACAGGUUAGACGCAGCUCUCAUCCGACCGGGCCGCGUCGAUCUGAAGCAGUACAUCGGGCACUGCACCCACUGGCAGCUCACCCAGAUGUUCCGGCGGUUCUACCCAGACGAACCUGCCUCUGAAGGAGAGCGGUUUGCGGAGCGUGCCUUAGCCGUACAUCCUGAGGUCAGCGCUGCCCAGGUGCAAGGACACCUUCUGUUGCACAAAAUGGACGCUGCAGGAUCUAUAGACAAUAUUGCCCAAAUUAAAGAAUGAAAGGACUGGAAGGAGUUUGGAGACUGAUCACUGAAUAAAGAGAAAUAUAAGAACCACAA
Messenger RNA from Stegastes partitus (bicolor damselfish), 1668 nucleotides. It is a transcript of the gene bcs1l, whose product is annotated as BC1 (ubiquinol-cytochrome c reductase) synthesis-like. The record is from RefSeq and is a predicted model, not a curated record. Bases 347 to 1609 code for a protein of 420 amino acids. The transcript has 7 exons. NCBI's taxonomy places the organism in Eukaryota, Metazoa, Chordata, Actinopteri, Pomacentridae. Gene Ontology annotation, molecular function: ATP binding; ATP hydrolysis activity.